UCACUUCCCGUAGAAACCAGGCGGGGUCACGUGAUGUGAUAUUAGCUCGCUGACUCUGCUAUGUUUGUCGUUUAUGUUAAUGUUUUAGAAAUGCCACAAUUCUGGCUUUUAUCCGUUUAUUGUCGUCGACGGAGGCUCUACAGCUGUUCAGAGACCUGCUUUGGACGACGCGGCUCGAGAAGUUUCGCAGCGAAAACGGCCACUAUCGGCCUACAUGUCACGUGACCAGAAUGCGGCGGAGCGUUUGAUAAAAAGAUGGCGUGAGCGCGGAGGAGCCGCGAGGACAACAAACCCUGAACUGCUCAGAUCCCCUACCAGGAGCUGCAACGCCCGUACAGCUGGCCAGAUGGAUCCUGGACAGGAUUUACUCCUUGCUGCUUUAAGUGAAAGUGGAAUUUGCCCAAAUGACAUUGGCCUGUUAGAUGUUGAUUCUCAGGAUGUUACACAGCCUUCUACAACCCAGCAGUCCAUCUCCAUCAGUGCGCUGGAUGCUGGUGUGGGAACAGAAUCUGUGGAGGUUGUUCGAUCUGAGCUUGCAGCUGCAGUUCCCAUUGUUACAGUCCGACAGAAGCCUCAGCCAUCAGCCACCACAUUUGUCUUAAAUCAGCUGAAUCAGCUGCCAUCGCUGGGAGCUGCUGUGACCAAACAGACGGUUACAAAUCCAAUCAAGCAUACCAUAACUGUCACCAAGGUGGUCCAUGUGGCUAAUCCAGGACUGCGAGCUUCAUCAACCUCACUGGCUACAAACGUUCCUUCUUCAGUGUCCACUAUAGUGCCUUCUAGCAAAGAUCAGCAGAUUCAGUUGAAAGACAUGCUUCGGACCGGCAAUGUAAAAACCAGCGUUCUAAAAGGCAACAGCUUGAUGGAGCUCAUGAAGCUGAAGCCUCCUCCUGACAUCGCUCCUCCAGUGGCGACCGCAGCAGCCACGGGUUCAGGUGAAAUGAACAACGGGAUUAAAAAAGAGAUGCUGGGUAAAGAUGGCACCAGAAUCUGGAUUAAAGAUGACAUGAAGAUCCAAAACCUUUCUAAUGCACUGAAACCUCCGGGUCUAAGAGAAGAAGAUGAGCCAGAGGAGGAGGAGGAAGAUGAGCUGGGUCACGCAGAAACAUAUGCAGAGUACAUGCCGAUGAAAUUGAAAGUGGGCUUGAGGCAUCCCGAUCCUGUAGUGGAGACCAGUUCUCUGUCCAGCGUGAGCCCUCCUGAUGUGUGGUACCGGCUCUCCAUCCCAGAGGAAGCCAUUGAUCGCGGCUGCUUGUCUGCUCUGCAGCUGGAGGCCAUCACAUAUGCAGCCCAGCAACACGAGACAUUCCUCCCGAACUGCGAUCGAGCAGCCUACCUGAUCGGUGACGGGGCAGGUGUGGGGAAAGGCCGGACCAUCGCUGGGGUCAUUUAUGAGAAUUACCUUCUGGGCAGAAAGAGAUCGCUCUGGUUUAGUGUCUCUAACGAUUUAAAAUAUGACGCUGAACGGGAUUUAAGGGACAUUGGAGCCAAAAAUAUCCAAGUCCAUUCACUGAACAAGUUCAAAUAUGGCAAAAUCUCUUCCAAACACAACGGGAGUGUGAAGAAAGGUGUGAUCUUUGCCACCUACUCAUCCUUGAUAGGAGAGAGCCAGUCGGGGGGGAAGUACAAGACCAGAUUUCAUCAGCUUCUCCACUGGUGCGGAGAGGACUUUGAUGGGGUCAUCGUCUUUGACGAGUGUCACAAAGCCAAAAACGUGUGUCCCAUCGGGUCCUCCAAACCCACCAAAACUGGCCUUGCUGUGUUGGAGCUGCAGAACAAACUCCCUAAAGCUCGGGUUGUGUACGCCAGCGCCACGGGUGCCUCGGAGCCGCGGAACAUGGCGUACAUGAACCGGCUGGGAAUAUGGGGCCUUAAAACGCCGUUUAGAGAGUUUGGCAACUUUAUCCAGGCUGUGGAGCGCAGGGGUGUCGGCGCCAUGGAGAUCGUAGCUAUGGACAUGAAGCUAAGGGGCAUGUAUAUUGCACGACAGUUGAGUUUCACAGGCGUGACUUUCAAGAUUGACGAGGUUCCCUUAACGCAGCAGUACGUUAAAAUGUACAACAAGUCUGUGAAGCUGUGGGUGAGCGCCCGUGAGAAGUUCCAGCAGGCUGCAAACCUCAUGGAGGCCGAGCAGCGCAUGAAGAAAUCUAUGUGGGGUCAGUUCUGGUCGGCCCAUCAGAGGUUCUUCAAAUAUCUCUGCAUUGCUUCCAAAGUUCGCAGAGUGGUCCAGCUGGCCAGAGAGGAGGUCCAGAACGGAAAGUGUGUGGUGAUCGGCCUCCAGUCCACUGGUGAAGCACGAACGCUGGAGGCCUUGGAGGAAGGAGGAGGAGAACUCAACGACUUUGUGUCAACAGCAAAGGGCGUGCUGCAGUCCUUGAUCGAGAAGCACUUUCCAGCUCCAGACAGGCAGAAGCUCUACAGCCUGCUGGGCAUCGACCUCUCUGCAAAGAAGACGCCCUCCCCCAGUGACGCUGCACCACAGCCUGACCAGAAGGGAAAGAAAAGAAAAGGCUCAGAUCUCAAAAAGCAGCAGCAGAGGAAGAAGCCUCGCAAGCACGGCGGUCUUUCCGGUACAAGUUCAGAGGAGAGCGAGUCCGAGGAGUCGGGUAAAGACAGCGACGACAGCUUCAAAUCCGUCAGCUCAGCGGACGAAGACGAUGAUUUCAACCCGUUCAGAGACGAGUCCGACGACGACGAGGAAGACGACCCGUGGCUUAUCAGGAAGGAGCCAAAGAAAAAGAAGGACAAGAAAAAGAAGAGGAGGAGGAGAAGUGUUGAUCCUGAUUCCAUUCAGAGUGCCUUGUUAGCCUCCGGGCUGGGCUCCACCAGGCCUGGGUUCACAGCCUCCGUCAACACCCCCAGCACACCUGCCCCAGUCAAGACAGAGAGUCAGGACAGCUGUCUGACAAGUCAGGACUCGGUGGAACUCGCUCAGAAAAUGAAGAAAGAUCUACUGGAACAACUGGAGGAAUUAUCGGAACAUUUACCGCCCAACACUUUGGAUGAGCUAAUAGAUGAGCUGGGAGGGCCAGAAAAUGUGGCUGAGAUGACCGGCCGCAAAGGUCGUGUGGUCAGUAACGAUGACGGCACCAUCACCUAUGAAACUCGCUCUGAGCUGGACGUCCCAGUGGAAAUCCUUAAUCUGACAGAAAAGCAGAGAUUCAUGGAUGGUGAGAAGAACAUCGCCAUCAUCUCAGAGGCUGCCAGCUCAGGAAUAUCGCUGCAGGCCGAUCGACGAGUGAAGAACCAGCGGCGGAGAGUUCACAUGACGCUGGAGCUGCCGUGGAGCGCUGACAGAGCCAUUCAGCAGUUUGGGCGAACGCAUCGAUCAAACCAGGUCACAGCUCCAGAGUACGUGUUCCUCAUAUCAGAGCUCGCAGGAGAACAAAGAUUUGCAUCUAUUGUUGCCAAAAGGCUGGAGAGCCUGGGCGCUCUCACUCACGGAGACAGGCGGGCCACAGAAACGCGAGAUCUCAGCAGGUUCAACUUUGACAACAAAUAUGGCAGAAAUGCUCUGGAAAUUGUGAUGAAGUCUAUUGUGAAGCUGGAUGCGCCGCUGGUGUCUCCGCCCUCUGACUUCAGAGGGGAUUUCUUCAAAGAAAUCCAGGGCGGGUUGAUAGGAGUGGGCCUCAUAAAUGUGGAGGACAAAUGUGGCGUCCUGUCACUGGACAAAGACUACAACAACAUCGGGAAGUUCCUGAACCGUAUUUUGGGGAUGGAGGUCCAGCAGCAGAACGCCUUGUUCCAGUACUUUUCCGACACACUGGCAGCAGUGAUCCAGGAAGCCAAGAAGAACGGCAGAUAUGACAUGGGCAUCCUCGACCUCGGCUCUGGUGACGAGAAGGUGAAGAAAGUUGACUGCAGGAAAUUCCUAACGCCGGGAUACACCACAUCAGGACAUGUGGAACUCUACACUGUUGGUGUGGAGAGAGGAAUGUCUUGGGAAGAAGCCACGCAUGCCUGGGCAGAGCAGAACGGACCGGAUGAUGGCUUCUAUGUGCAGAUGAGGAACAACAGGAAAACAGCCAUUCUGGUCAAAGAGGUGAACACUAAGAAGAGGCUGUUCCUGGUGUACAGGCCCAACACCGGCAGACAAGUGAAACUGGAAACGUACGCAGACAUCAAGAAGAAGUUCAAAAAGGUGUUGUCAGAAGAUGCCAAGCAGCACUGGACGGACCAGUACAAGUCCUCAGCAAACAUCUGCUCUCACGCAUACUGGCGCGGGAACUGUAAGAAGGCUUCGGUGGGGCUCCAGUGUGAGGUGGGGCUCCGCUGCAGGACGUACUACGUUCUGUGUGGCUCAGUGCUCAGCGUGUGGAACGAGCUGGAAGAAGUGCUUUCCCCGGUCAGCGGAACCAACGUGAAGGUGCAGAUAGUCCGCCUCCGAACAGAAGAUGGACAGAGAAUAGUUGGGCUGAUCAUUCCAGCAAACUGCGUCUCUCCACUGAUUAACAAGCUCUCCACUUCGGACCAGAGCCAGCAGCUGGCUGUGCAGGAGCAGCAGAAGAGGCAGCAGCUUCACCCUCAAAGCCUCAGCCAUGCACCCAACACAUAGAUCGGGUGGUGUCUCCUCUCCUGUCCCGUCUCUGUCCCUGACCUGCAUGUCUCAGAGCCGCGGCUGCUCACCCUCCACCAAACCUCCCCGAAGCCUGAGGCGCCGAGCCGUGGUGACUGUUGGAUGCCAAACAGAGACUCCGAACAUCGCUGCUCGUACGCAGACACCCGGCAUUCAGCGCGAGCGUGUAGAUCUCCGCUGGUUAGUCCAGCUUUCUGGGUCCAAGCUAAUGGUGGAAGAACCAGAGGAGCUUCUUUGGCUGAAGUAAAGUCCUGUGUUGAUGUUUGACUCAUGGCAUCUGUCACUAGGAAAUACAGGAUUAAUCGUUCGAAAUAUUCCAACAUUCUGUUCAUAAUCAGAUCAAAGCACCGUCGGUAUUCCAAACAGUUACAUCUGUCCAGUUAAUUUGGUUUUGUUUCACACACGGGUCUGAAGAUCAUCACCUGCUGGUUUUGUUUUGUUUCUCAAUCCCAACACAAGCAGCCAGAGCGGGUCCAGAAUGCCUUUGUGUUAGUAGAGCAGUCAGGAGCCCGGUGAAGCCCUGAAGAUGUUCGUCACACACGUCUGCGGGGAAGACCAACUCAAGUGAUGCAGAAGGGAUUCGCUGCAGCAGUGGCUCGGUUUAUUAUUGAUAGGAGAUGUGGCAGCAUGUAAUGAGUUUGAAGCUUAAUGUUUGCUAAAAAGGAUUUUCUUUGUCCAGAUUUUGUAUAUUUCUAGUUUUCUGUUGUAGAUAUUUUCUUCCACUAGAUGCUCAAAAGGAAAAGCUGCAGGUUUUUGACAAUUCAGUUAAAACUCAUUAUGAGGUCUGUGUUAUAAAUCCGUUAAAUGUUAUUUAACAUUCUAAUAACCGCUGAUUUUGUGUUGCUGCACUCCCGGUCUUUCCAAAAGAUGCCCCCCCUCCCCCAUUUGACCCGAGUUUGAGUUUAUAGCAGUUGGAUUUUCAUUCAUGUAGUUGAUGAAAUGAUCUUUAUUUGCUUCCAGAGCAGUCUGACCUGACGGCUUCACACCGUUUUUGUUGAGUCUGCUCAGGGGAGGCGCUCGUACCCAGAGCUCCAAAAAGCAUGACCAGAGUCUUCAGUUUCAGUGAUGUUUCGCUGCGUUCAGCUGGACUUGCAGCUUGUUUUCUGUGUACAUAUUUCAAACGGGUGUCUCCUUUCUUUAGGUCCUGUUGUAAUUAAAUCUUUCUGUGGUAAAGUGUGACCCUUUUGCCCCCUCACUUCUACAUCUCACUAGGUCUGAAGACUGGCUGUUAAACUCAGGAUGCGUUUUUGUGGGGCAGGUUUCUCGAACAUACCCCGAUCCUCUGGAUUAGCUGGCGGUGGGUCUGCAUCCACGUCUGCUUGACCGACGAUGCAUUUAAAAACAGACCUUUGUAUUAUUUGUACAGUUUGGAAUUCUUCACACGGUGGAUCUCAGUCUCUGGAAAGCACUGGGGGAGCUGCUCCUGAAUCGCAGCUUACGUUUUAACUUGAUUGUGCACCUUUUAAAAGCGGACGCCUCGCGCUUUUGUCAUGUACACGAACUGCAGUGUGUGCAGGUUGUUUUUGAAUGCUGUUGUAAGGGGAAGGGUCGCUUAAGAUUCUCUGGAAACAUCAGAAGGACUUUCUCCCACCUAAAUCAUCGCUGGAGUUGCACUAGUGACAAGACUUGUACUGACUCACCAGUACCUGUGCAAGAAGGAGUGCAUUCUCAAUAAACCCUGUUGGUUUUUGUACAAACUAGAAAAUAAACACCAAAUAUAAAACAUUA
Nothobranchius furzeri (turquoise killifish) is the source of this 6304-nucleotide messenger RNA. RefSeq names its product strawberry notch homolog 1 (Drosophila) (gene sbno1). NCBI's taxonomy places the organism in Eukaryota, Metazoa, Chordata, Actinopteri, Cyprinodontiformes, Nothobranchiidae. The record is from RefSeq and is a predicted model, not a curated record. Gene Ontology annotation, cellular component: nucleus. Gene Ontology annotation, biological process: regulation of DNA-templated transcription. Gene Ontology annotation, molecular function: chromatin DNA binding; histone binding.